AUGCUCGAGCAGAGGCGCCUCGACACCUCGCUGUACGAAGCUGUUGUAAAACAUAUGCCUGAGGGAACACUACCAGUGGAUGAGGAAAUGCUCGUGGCAGCAGGUCUCACCGGCUUCAAUCAUGUUUACGGAGACGAGUACGUGGAGUUCUCCCGCUUCUGGCACGAGUCGGAGCCCGACAGCACAAUGGCGUUCCCCGGCAUUUUUGGGACGAUCAAGCAGCGAUCAAACGCGAGAUUUCCACCCCUGGUGGAUGCGGACUGAAUGACUGGUUGAUGGUGACAAGUCCGCAGUUUCUUUCGCCUUGUGUGCCUUACCCGUGAUGAAACAGUUUUCGAUUUCUGAUGAUAUAGUUCCGGCGCACUCGAAUGCUGUAGUUCAAGUAGUUCAAGAACCGUGUAUGGUUCGGGUGUUAACUGUAUCCUGUAAGUCUUUUUUAAGUGUGUCAUUUCCGUCUGCCCCGGCGUGGGUGGUGUGAGGCAGGUGCCACCAUAGCGUGCACCCGACAGUACGUUGAAUGCAGUUCGUAUUUAGUGUGGUAUGAAUGCUAAAACACUUUUUUCGAAGCGCACUCCUUGCCAUUUCUCCACCCGAUUUUUUUUGUGCGAAUGGAUUUUUUCCCCCUCUUUCGUGGGCGAGGAAAGCACCCGCUUGGAAGAGGAGUUGAUUGUACGGCGCUUCUGUGGUGAAGCUGCAAGUGUAAACAAUUGUCACUUACUUCUAUUUAAUAUGCUAUUAUUCCUGUAUUUGCCGCGGCUAUCGAAGUUAAAUAGAUCCGAUUUAGUCCAGGUGUAAGAGUGCCGUUUUAAGAGUGGGGGGAGAGGAGACAACAGGGGCCCGCGUUGGCUAGCAUUAUAUGAGGUUCGUUGAUAUCGUGUUUACAAGGGACUGGUAUAUAGUAGUAUUACGAUAUGGAGUUGUGAGUGCGUUGCAGUAGGAACAACUGUUCCCGUAGGUAUGUGUUUUCUUGGUUUUGGGCGAGAAGGGGUGUGCGAUGAGGUGGCUUCAAGGCAAAGCUUAUUAGGUUCACCACAGAGGUAGUUUUUUCGGCAGUGUCAUGAUACAGUAUUUGUUCAAAGAAAGCAGCGGUCCGGACCGCAGUCGCUUGGUUGAUUAUUUUGAGUCUUUUUGUUGAAUGCGCCCUUUUGGAAGAGAGGUCCCACC
This is a messenger RNA of Ectocarpus siliculosus, 1164 nucleotides long. The record is from the annotation of a GenBank genome assembly. NCBI's taxonomy places the organism in Eukaryota, Phaeophyceae, Ectocarpales, Ectocarpaceae.